CACAAACCUGGCAACCCUAGAAAAAAGGGGCGGACAUAACCGGUUUCGGUGAUCAAAACCCUCCGUCCGUGAUUUUCCAAACAUAUCCGCUGAACAGAAACGAUUUUUGUGGCGCAUAAACAUCGCGUCGCCAUUUUUUUCCUUUUUACAACAAAAACUAAACAAAACAAAAACCGUGCGCGUGCGAGACUGGGCGCAACAUCAGCACCAAAGCGCAGCAUCCUCCGCUAUCAGUCAUCUUUCUGCUGCUUCCUGCUUUAGUGAAUUCAUCUGAUUAGCAGAGAAUGAGUGAAGAGGAGAACCCUGCUGCUGAACCCGUACAGGUCCUGGACGUCCAGGGUGAUGGACGCUGGAUGUCACAGCACAACCGCUUCGUUCAGGAGUGUAAGGAUGCGGAACCUGACGUGCUGUUUGUCGGGGACUCCAUGGUACAGCUGAUGCAGCAGUACGAGGUGUGGCGAGAGCUCUUUUCUCCACUCCACGCACUCAACUUCGGGAUCGGAGGAGACACGACGUGCAAUGUUCUGUGGAGGCUGCAGAACGGAGAACUGGAGAACAUCAGGCCACGGGUGGUGGUGCUGUGGGUAGGAACCAAUAAUCACGAGCACACGGCGGAGCAGGUCGCAGGCGGAAUCGUGAGCAUAGUACAGCUGCUCAUCUCACGCCUUCCAAAGGCCAAGAUCGUCAUCCUGGGUCUGUUACCCAGGGGCGAGUUCCCGAACCCUCUGAGGGAUAAGAACGCAGCAGUUAACACCUACCUGCGCUGCGCCCUCCCUCGCCUCGGACCCGUGCAGUUCCUGGACGUGGGUGGCAGCUUUGUGCACUCUGACGGCACCAUUUCCUGCCGAGACAUGUUCGACUUCCUGCACCUGACGGCCAGCGGUUACGGCGCCAUCGCCACGCCCCUGCACGAGCUGCUGCUCCAGCUGUUGGAGGAGACACCGCAGGAGAGGCGGGCCUCGCUCGUGUGAGAGGAGACGACAUGGGCGCAGGGGGGUUCAGAGAGGCAGGGUUCAGGAAUCCGUCACAUCCUUUAAGUGGAACACGUACAUCAUUACAUAAUAUAUGCGGAGAGAGAGAGAGAGAGAGAGAGAGUGAGUGAUAAAUGUUGGCAAAAUGUGAAAAAAGUGGGAAACUUCUUUGCUAAUUCUCAGAAAUGUGUGUGUUUUAAUCAUUUUUUCUAAUGUGCUUUAAUUUAUUUAAGUGUUUCUUGAGAUUUAUGGCAAAGUCCUCACAAAUAUAUAUACAACACUGAGCACUGUGUGUGUGUGUGUGUGUGUGUGUGUGUGUGUGAGCCACCUCAACAAACUGGAUAAUAAACAAUGACACCCUGCGCACCUUUAAUGCUUUAGCGUAGCACUGAUACUGCCAGCUUCUUACACACACCUUUCCAGAAAGAUCUAUUCAGUGUGUAAUGAAAGAUGGCUGCUAUGUUUCAGAUUACACACACAACCAUACACACUGGAGCUACAAGGCUAAUGUAGGUUCAUGUAUCCCCCAAACUCUUUCCUAUAAAUAAAUACGUCUAAAUCUUUAUGCACGGGUUUUACACAGAAGGUCCGUGAAUUCAUUUCCAAACUAAAAUUCUAGAAAAGAACCUGAAGCUUCACGGUGGAGCUCUAUUAGCAUCCGCCACCUCGGUAGCUUUUCUGUACUGAUGUUACGAGAAACCCAACGCAUUUUGCCGAGCACAAAGUGAUUCCGGUUGUCCAAGAUGGCUGCCAAGAAAUAGAAGAAAUUCACCCCAAAAAGUGGAUGUUUUUUUUAGGUAUAUGUCUACUACAUUAGCUCUGUAGCUAAUCACAGCUUGGUUGAUUGACUACGCUUAGCCUCUCCUUCUCUCUCAUUGGCCUUCAUCUUUUUUUGUUUUUGGUUUUGUUUUGUUUUUACAGAGUAGCUUAAAGGAAUUUCUCCUGCCAUUUCCUGAAAUCAGGAAACACAACCACACUGUGUGUGUGUGUGUGUGAGAGAGAGAGAGGGAAGAGAGAGAGAGAGAAUGUUAUAUACAGAAACAGAAUCCAUCUAUCUUAAGAUAUUUUAAACUUCACAAGACUGGACUGGUGUGUGUGUGUGUGUGUGUGUUAUAACUCCAUAACUCUCUGUAUAUAAACCGUCACUACACGCCUGCGUAGCUGUUUGUGUAUAUGCUAAUGUUUCCUGUCAGCCAGUGAGUGUUAGCUUAGCCGCACUGCCACGCGCUGAAGAAAAUGCUGUGUGAAACUUUCCAUUAAAGAAGGAGGAAUGUCA
Molecule: messenger RNA, 2247 nt
Organism: Hemibagrus wyckioides
Lineage: Eukaryota; Metazoa; Chordata; Actinopteri; Siluriformes; Bagridae
Gene: pafah1b2
Product: platelet-activating factor acetylhydrolase 1b, catalytic subunit 2
Exons: 6
Coding region: 285-971 (228 amino acids)
Source: RefSeq, a predicted model, not a curated record